This is a messenger RNA of Coccidioides posadasii C735 delta SOWgp, 1234 nucleotides long. RefSeq lists its product as uncharacterized. The record is from RefSeq and is a predicted model, not a curated record. NCBI's taxonomy places the organism in Eukaryota, Fungi, Ascomycota, Eurotiomycetes, Onygenales, Onygenaceae.
CCGCCCGGUUCCUUCGACCAACCAUGAGCACACUCGGGCCUCCUUGAUCAAUUGCCGAUCUUGUCUUAGGUCCGUGGCGCUCAAAGACCCUUCGGACAGCGAACAAGGUCCCCGUGAUGAACUCAAGAGGACAUAGCAUUGCAAGGGUGGAAGUCCCGCCAUCCGCAGUAAACCCUACUAUCCAUGGACGAUGGGGCCAAAUGCUCAAAUACCCAAGGCCAUUCCUCAACCUGCCCAAAACUUCCCUACAGUCUCCCGUUAGUUCCCCUUGAUUAAGCAUAUUCGUCCUUUGAUCCUCCAUAACGCACUAUUCUUCACUCCAACAACGAUGGCUACGGAGGAACAACAGUCAGGUCAAUUCCCCCCCGUUCGGCGCGUCGUGACUGGCCAUUCCCCCACUGGGCAGGCAAUUAUUGAAUCCGAUGAAAAGCUCAUCCCAUAUGACCCCUUUUCGGAGAACGCAUCCCCAGCUACUGCUGAAUCGAUGUUCGGCUUCACUACGAUCUGGUCGCUGAACCUCUCGCCUUUCCCUGUCACUGCCAACGAAUCUUGGUCUGAAUUUAAUGGCAAGCCCGUCGGAAUCUCCAACCCCCAAGGCCUAAUUGCUCGAAUCGUCGACUUCCCCCCCGGCCGACCUGGUAUGAUGCACCGUACGAUGACGGUGGAUUUUGGGAUUGUUUUAAACGGGGAGAUUGAGCUAGAGCUGGAUGAUGGUGUGAAGACUUGGGUUAAAAAGCAUGAUCUAGUGGUCCAGAGGGGUACGAUCCAUGCCUGGAAUAAUCCAGGCCCAGACACUGUGCGAAUGAUGUUUCUUUUGGUAUCCGCAAACAAAUUGAAGUACGGCGAUAAUGAGUUGGAGCCGACGCCAGUGCCAUCAGCUUUUGAUGGAUCGUCUCUCAAAAAAUGAGCGUCUUCCCGUUAACGUCCGAAGUGAAGGUCCGGAACGAAGUGAUUCCGGAGCAAAUAACUCUCUGUCCCGCCUUUAAUUAGAGUGACCAACCUCGAGUAUCUUGUCUAUGUUGCUUCCAGACUUGGAGAAAAGCUCAAUACAACGAGUACUAGCUGACUACAUUAUACUUCUUGUCUGUCCAGCCAUUCUCAACUUAAUAAUCAUGUAAUUAUUCCGUACACGUCCUGCAAAGCGGCAAUUCGGGUCAACGGAUUUAUGCCAAAAGGGCUAAGUUCGAAAUGUUGUCGAUACUAGAAAUACUCUUUAACCGCGUCUAGAUCAUCA